AAUUUAAAUUUCUGAGAGGUUCGAUUCUUUAAAAUUCCUACAAUAAUUGAUCGAAUCGAGUAUUCCCCCUGACUGUGAAAUUGAACUUAAUAAGAAGCAGGAAAAAUUUAAAAAAAUUAAAAAAGAGGCUUAAAUUGACGAGAAAAAGGUGUGAAAAACAUUAAUUAAGAUACAAAGGAUAACAGUUUAAUCGUGUUUAUUAUAAAUGUGAUGAAAAGAGAGUGAAAUAUAGAUGAAAAAUAGUUUUUUUCAAAUCGCAAUUUUCAAAAUGGGCAGAAAGUUUUUUUUUUGGAAGAAAUUGCAUUAAUUCAAUUAAUUUGAAAAACUUUGAUAUCAGUGUGUUUUGGAUAUAAAGUAUCUGUAAAAUCAUCACUAUCAUCAUUAUUUUUUGUGUGCUAAAACACGUAAACGACGAGCGAGCGAGUAAGCAGCAGCAACGACGAUAAAGGGGGGAAAAGAAUGUAUGUUAGAAAGGAUUUUUGAAAAUAAUUUUAUAAUGAAAAAUUAAUGAACAAACGGAUAUUCAUUAAAUAUUGCAGAAGAAAAUGAGGAUAUUGAAAUAGCACGGAAGUAAAUCAAUCUUUCUUCAUUCUCUCUCCUUUUUACAUGCCAAAAAAUAUAAUAAUACAUAAUAAAUUUAAAUAAUAUAAAUCAGAAGCAGCAAGGAGGUAAAAAAAAUCGAUAAAAAAGGAAGUAAAUUAAUGAUUACAUGACAAUAAGAACAAGACAAGAAAUCUAUGAAAGCAAAAAAGGAUUUUUAAUUAUCAUCAAUUAACGUGCGUGUGUGUGUGGGUGUGUCAAUAAAUCAAUAACGAAGAAAGUUAAAGAAAAAUAACAUCAAAAUGGCACCAGCACCGAGACCAGGGUCCUUAAAAGACCCUGAAAUUGCUGAGCUCUUUAAUAAGCACGAUCCUGAUAAGAUCUUUGAUGAUUUACGUGAAAUUGGUCAUGGAUCUUUUGGAGCGGUCUAUUAUGCUCGCUGUAAUUUAACGCGAGAGAUAGUAGCUAUUAAGAAAAUGUCAUAUUUGGGGAAGCAAAGCAUGGAGAAAUGGCAAGACAUUUUAAAAGAAAUUCGCUUUUUGCGUCAAUUAAAUCAUCCAAAUACGAUUGAAUAUAAAGGCUGUUAUUUGCAUGAAAACACAGCAUGGCUCGUGAUGGAAUAUUGUGUCGGUUCCGCGUCAGAUAUUAUUGAAGUGCACAAACGACCACUGAAGGAGGAAGAGAUUGCAGCAAUUUGUGAUGGUGUUUUACAUGGACUGAGUUACUUGCAUCUCUUGGGACGAAUUCAUCGAGAUAUUAAAGCCGGCAAUAUUCUUCUAACUGAACAAGGUGUUGUUAAAUUAGCUGAUUUUGGCAGUGCUGCAAUCAGGUGUCCUGCAAACUCAUUUGUUGGAACUCCUUACUGGAUGGCGCCUGAGGUAAUUUUAGCAAUGGAUGAAGGACAAUAUGACGGAAAAGUUGAUGUAUGGUCGUGUGGAAUAACGUGUAUUGAAUUAGCGGAAAGGAAACCACCUUAUUUUAAUAUGAAUGCAAUGUCUGCACUUUAUCAUAUAGCCCAAAAUGAUGCACCCGUUCUUCAGGUCCAAACACCCGAUUGGUCUCAUUUAUUUCGUAGUUUUGUCGAAGUUUGUCUUAAGAAAUCACCACUUGAUCGACCGACGUCUAGUGAGCUUCUUGCUCAUGCUUUUGUGUCUCGAAAUCGUUCACCAGCCGUUUUAGUAGAUUUAAUUGCUAGGACAAAGGCAGCAGUUCGAGAAUUGGAUAAUCUAAAUUACCGUAAAAUGAAAAAGAUUUUAAUGGUAGACAAUUGUGAGACGGAGAGUAAUGUAGGAGAUCCAGAUGAUACACCAGAUGACCAGAUAGGAGGCGAUAGCAGUAAAAGUAAUAGUAUUACUUCUGAACAUUCAAUGCAAUCAAUUGGAGGCAUUGUAGCAAGUAGCCAAAGUUCUUCAAGCAAUUCAAUUCCACCAAAUAUAGAUCAACAAGGAAAUUUGACAAGAAAUUCAUCACGAAGUCGAUUACCCCCAUCACUUCCACCACAUCAUCAGCAGCCACAAUAUGUUAAUGCAAUUCCAGGACAUUUUCAAAUGUCAACAGGACAUAUUAAUCAUCAUCAUCAUAUUCCACAGAUUAUGCAAGCGUCUGGUUCCAAUACAACACCAAGAGAUCAUCAUCAAAUUCAACAGCAGCAAUUAUAUAGUAAUGUACAUCACAAUCAUGUGAAUCAAGCGGCUGUAAGUGCAAUUGCUGAACAUGGACCGAAUAAUUUUGCAACUAUUCGAACAACAAGUAUUGUAACGAAGCAACAAAAGGAGCAUAUGCAAGAAGAUAUGCAUGAACAAAUGUCUGGAUAUAAGCGUAUGAGACGAGAACAUCAAGCGGCUCUCUUGAAACUCGAGGAAAGGUGUAAGGUUGAAAUGGAGGCGCACAAGGGUGCAUUAGAUAAAGAAUACGAUUUAUUACUCCAUAAUUUUACUCGUGAGUUAGAGAAACUCUCGACGAGACAUCAACAAGAACUCGAGAAGCGUUUGAAGCAAAAUAAUAUUGCAGAAAAGAAAUUAUUUAAAGAGAUUCAAUUGCGUCAAGAAGGUGACCGAAAGGCUUUCGAUAAUCACCGUAAGAAGGAAUAUAAGGCAAAUAAGGAACGAUGGAAGAGAGAACUUUCGAUGGAUGACACAACGCCAAAAAGACAAAGAGAUGCCACUUUACAAUCUCAGAAGGAAAAUCUAAAGAUGGCAGAAGCUGCUGAAGAACAAAGGCUCUUACGAGUCCAAAAGAACUACAUUGAGUUAGAAAUGCGUAAAUUUAAGCGGAAAAAAGUGUGCUCUGUACACGAUUUAGAGAAUCAAUUAUUGAGAGAUGAAUUAAGUAAGAAACAGCAGCAGUUAGAACAAGCACAUUCUAUGUUAUUGCGUCAUCACGAGAAAACACAAGAUCUUGAAUAUCGCCAACAAAAAAGUGUUCAUGCUCUCAGAGAAGAUCAGAUUUGCAAACAACAUGAGAGCGAAUUGAAAAAUCAAAAGGAUUAUAUGGAUCGUGCAGAACGUGAGUUAUUGCGAAAACAUGCCACGGAAUUGAAGCAGCAACCUAAAAGUCUUAAACAAAAAGAGCUUCAAAUACGAAAGCAGUUCCGUGAAACGUGCAAGACUCAAACACGCCAAUAUAAAGCAUUAAAAGCACAAAUUCUUCAAACAACACCAAAAGAUGAACAAAAAGCUGUGAUAAAGAAAUUAAAGGAGGAACAACAACGAAAAUUAGCGCUUUUAGGUGAUCAGUAUGAACAAAGUAUUGCCGAUAUGUUACAAAAACAAUCACUGCGACUGGAUGAAAGUCAGGAAGGUGAAUGCACUCAAUUGAGAGAUCGUUUACAAUAUGAGUUGAACAUAUUGACUGCGUAUCAAGAAAAGAAUAGACUACAGGCACAGUCUCAGCGAGAUCGUGAACGAAGGGAGCUCGAGGAACGAGUUAAUGUCAGAAGGGCAUUAUUAGAGAGCAAGAUGGAGACAGAGCUUCAGCAAUUUAAUAAGGAACGAUCCGAGAGGAUUAUGGCUUUGAAGGAUAAGCAUGAACGUCAGUUGGAGCAAUUCGACGUUGAGUCAGCCAGCAUGGGAUUCAGCGCACUGGCACUGGCAGAAGCAAGCCAAGAGACGUACCCAGAAGAGGAGGGAAGUUUGAGUGGAUCGAUGCUCUCCCUCGCACAUAGUAAUUCAUCCACAUCAUUUCUAGCAGGUUCACUAUAGCACUCAAAUAUACAACACUAUAGACGUAAUCAUUGCGACGAUUCCUAUGAGAACUCAAGUCGCAAAUCCUUUUAAAAAGCUUUCCGUAGAAAUUAUCUUAUUGACCCUUUUUUUAAAAAGAGAUGAAGUAAAAUCGUAUUUUUUAUUUAAUGAGAAAAAUCUUUUCUGAAAUGAGGACAUCCUUAAAGGAUAAUAAUAAGACUAAAAAAUUCGUAAAAAGAUUGUUUACUGAAAUAAGAAUACGAGAGCCUUUUUUUCUGUAAUAAGAAAUGGAGGAGAGUAUUGGAACUAAGCUUGAAUUGAAAUGAAUGAACAAAUUUAUCGAUGCAAAGAUUUUCUGCUCACAGGCCUAUGUGAGCUUUAUAAAUCAACAUUAGGUUUUAAUUUUUAUCGUUUCUUAUUUUAGAUAUGUGUGAAAAAUACUUCUUUUUGUGAAAUGGCUACUUAUUAGCGAUUUGACUGCUUAACUAGUGCACUUUAGUAAAGGAAAAAAAAUUACUUCACAUUUAUCUCUCGUAUUAGUAGUUAGGUAGCAAUUUUUGAAUCGAGGUUGUUCAUUCAAUUCUUUCACAAAAUGAAAAUGGAAAAUUUGAGUGGUUUUAUGCUUUUUACGAAAAAAAAAAAUGAAAGGAUUUAUUUUUUACGUUAAUGAGCAUUUCUCUUUAACUUUUGAUAGAGAUAAUUAGAUGAGUUCAUGCAAAUAAAUAACGAUUGAAAUUAAGAUGAAAAUUUAUCGGUCAAAAUAUUUGAAAAGCUAACGUUCGAAAUAUUUUUGAAAAACUGCUUCAAAAUUUUGUUAAAUAACGUUUAAAUGAAAUUUGAAUGUUCAUGAGAAUUUAAAUGUUUCUGGAAAAGCAUUUAAAGGACAUCAAUCUUGAGUGUCUGAUAUAAAGCUAUACUCGAAAUUAUCUGAAAUUCCAUAUUUCAGUAUGAUCGAGGUAAUUUGAAUGAACACGUCUAUAUAUCUUAAAUUACCCUUCUCACUCUUCGUCCAAUUUCACUAUAUUUUAUUAUGUAAAAUUUUAUGUUGCCAGUGAAUGAAUUUAACGAAGAGUUUUUCUUUUUUUGUGUCUUGUUUAGAAUGAAUUCUUUUUAUUUUUUUUAUUAUUAUCAAUGUUAUGUUCACUUUAAAGUAAGCGAGACAUAGUGCUAAAUCUUGAUGAAUAAUAAGAGAGAAACAUGCUAUGUACUAAUUUAAACUUCUUCUUAAAAACGUUAAUUAAACAAUUUCAUGGUAAAACAAAAAAAAAAUAUUAAAAAAUGAUAAUAAUAGAAGUUUAGUUUAAAAAUGAUGAAUUUAAACCGAGAUAGAUUUUGUCAGUAAGAAGCUGUGGAUAAGUUGACUGCUAAACAGCUUAAUUUGUCAGUUAGAUGUGAUAAGGAUUGAAUUCAGAAAUGACGUCAAUAAAGGACAAAAAAAGAAAUCUGUAGAUUGCACAAAUAUUAUCCAGAUAAAGAAUCAGUCACACUUUCCCUGUCCAUGAUCGAUUUUGUUUAUUUUCCUUUUAAUUGAAUUACCUUGAUACCAUUAAAAAAAAGAGUGUAAACACAGACAACCUUGAAAGCAUUGCUUGUUAGUCAUCAAUUAAUGUAUUCACAAUAAGAUUUAAAACUAUUUCCUUUCAUGAACAAACGCUUCAACCAUCGAGUUUAUGCUUCGUAAUAAUGUCUUGAGCAGUCAUUAAGUUCAUGAAAUUUAUGCUUAUGUAAAGAGAUGAUGAUGAUGUGAGAGAGUCAGUGGAUUUGAAUGAUGAGAAUAAGUAAUAAUACCAGAACUAUUCUUUGUUUUCCUAUUAUAUCA
This is a messenger RNA of Chironomus riparius, 5541 nucleotides long. The record is from the annotation of a GenBank genome assembly. NCBI's taxonomy places the organism in Eukaryota, Metazoa, Arthropoda, Insecta, Diptera, Chironomidae.